This is a messenger RNA of Onthophagus taurus, 405 nucleotides long. Its product is annotated as zinc transporter SLC39A7-like. The record is from RefSeq and is a predicted model, not a curated record. NCBI's taxonomy places the organism in Eukaryota, Metazoa, Arthropoda, Insecta, Coleoptera, Scarabaeidae.
AUGAGAUACAUCAUCUUAUUCGCAUUUUUUUCCAACAUCUUUUGCUUAAUAGCAAGCUACAGCCAUGGUAUUUCCAUUGGAGCUGGCAUAGGUCUUCAAAAAACAGGUGUUCACCAUAAACAUCAUGACCAUAGCGGUUUUGUUGGUUUGAAUAAGGAAUUCCAUAUCGGCGGUGGAUAUCAUAGCGGUGGUCAUCAUAGCGGUAGUUAUGACAGUGGUCAUUUUGAUGGUCAUCAUGGUGGUAGUUAUCAUAAUGGAGGUCAUCAUGGCAGUGAUCAUCAUAGCGACUAUCACAACAAUCAUCACGAUACUGGAUAUCAAGGGGGAUAUCAUAGUGAUAGCCACCAUGGUAGUCAUGGCGGCUAUCAUGGCGAAAGCCAUCACCACACUCAUAGCAGUUAUUAA